AUGUUGGAAUGGAGAAGAAAAGAAUCACCAGAAAUGUCGACGGUAUUCGUAGUGACGACGAGUGCCGCAUCCGUGAUUACCGUAUCGAUUCUCAUUGCUAUGGGUAUUAUUGUGAACGAUAUUAACAGCCUUCGGGAUGAAAUUAUGGACGGAAUGAAGGAAUUCAGGCUCGACACCGAUGAUGCAUGGGAAAUGAUCGUUGCCGCUUACACAGAUACGAAGAACCAUACACCAAAGAAUAAACGUCAGGUCAUUGACUCAGAUCCUUCGAGAACAUCUGCCUGCCCUUGUGCCAUGGCAAGAACAAAUUGCCCGCCAGGACCUCCUGGACCACCUGGAAUGCCAGGACCUCCAGGACAACCGGGUGCAGAUGGAAUGCCUGGCACUCGUGGCCAGUCCGGAAUAGGAGUGCUGGUUCAACAGCAGACGGAGAGCACUUGUGUCAGAUGUCCGCCUGGACCGCCGGGAAGUGUCGGGCCACCAGGUGAACCCGGACCACAAGGCCCAUUGGGACCGCCAGGACGUCCUGGGUUGCAAGGGAAACUUGGCGACAACGGCAUGCCAGGUCCACGCGGGGAGAAAGGAAACGACGGACUUCCUGGAACACGGGGUCAGCCGGGUGUUCCUGGAAUGUCAGGAACAAAGUAUACACCAGGAGCUCCUGGCAUGCCUGGACACCCCGGAUUACCAGGGGCUCCAGGAGCUCCGGGUAAAGACGGCGAAGAUGGUCGUCAAGGAACAAAUGGUCAGCCAGGGAUGCCCGGAAUGAAGGGACAGACUGGGCGCCCUGGCCAAAAUGGACAAACUGGCAUGCCUGGUCAGCCAGGUCAACCCGGAAAAGACUCACACUACUGCGCAUGCCCAUCGAGAUCAACAAACUGA
Necator americanus (New World hookworm) is the source of this 882-nucleotide messenger RNA. RefSeq lists its product as uncharacterized. The record is from RefSeq and is a predicted model, not a curated record. The transcript has 3 exons. Gene Ontology annotation, molecular function: structural constituent of cuticle. Bases 1 to 882 code for a protein of 293 amino acids. Lineage: Eukaryota; Metazoa; Nematoda; Chromadorea; Rhabditida; Ancylostomatidae.